CACCAGAAGUUCCUCUCCCCUCACACACACACGCUGUGCGGCUCUCACACUCUCUCACACACUGAGACCACAGCGGCGGAGUUCCCUGACAGAGCGGCGCUCCGGAGGGAAGAGUGGGUCUGGACGCCGAGCGGGACUCCAGCCGCCGGACACGAGGCAGAGUGAAAGUCCAGAGGAGGAGGAGUCUCCUGCCGCAGCCUGACGGCAACAUGGCUUCCUGUUCAGAGGAGGACCUGUCCUGUCCCGUCUGCCACGACGUCUUCCAGGACCCCGUCCUGCUGUCCUGCAGCCACAGCUUCUGCGCAGCCUGCCUGCGGGGCUGGUGGACCCAGACCGGGACCCGGCAGUGCCCGGUGUGCCGGGUGAGCUCCAGCUUUGAGCCGGCCGGGAACCUGGUCCUGAAGAACCUGUGCGAGUCCUUCAGGCAGCGGAGGAGCGCCGCCCCCCAGCAGCCCCUGUGCGGCCUGCACUCCGACCCCCUGCGGCUCUUCUGCCUGGACCACCAGCAGCCCGCCUGCCUGGUCUGCAGGGACUCGGAGAAGCACCGCGGCCACGCCUUCCGGCCGCUGGACGAGGCGGCGCGGCUGCUGCGGGCGGAGCUGCUGGGCCGCCUGGAGGACGGCCUGAGGACCCGCAGGCUGGUCCGGGACCGGUGGGCCGGGGCCGCGGCUCACGUCUCGGUCCAGGCCCGGACCACCGAGCGCAGCAUCCGGGAGCACUUCCAGGGGCUGCGCGUCCUGCUGGCGGAGGAGGAGGAGGCCCGGGUGGGCGCCCUGAGGAAGGAGGAGGAGCUGAAGAGCUCCCUGAUGAAGGAGCAGGUGGAGGCUGUGAACCGGGACCUGGAGGCUCUGGCCCUUGCAGAGGAGACGCUGGGCGCCUCCGACGCGUCCUUCCUGCUGGGCUACAAGGCGGCGGCGGAGGAGGUGCGGCGCUGCGCCCUGCCGGAGCCCCCCCCGCUGCCCCCCGGCGCUCUGAUCGACGAGGCCGAGCACCUGGGCAACCUGGGCUUCAGCGUGUGGAGCAGCCUGAAGGCCAGCGCCUCCCCGGUGGUCCUGGACCCCAACACGGCCUCCGCAGACCUGCUGCUGUCCCACGGCCUGACCGGCCUGAGCUGCGGAGACCCCCGCCCGCUCCCCGCCAACCCCGAGCGGCUGAAGGCCUGCGCCGUGCUGGGCUCGCGGGGCUUCGGCUCGGGCAGCCACUGCUGGGACGUGCAGGUGGGGGACAACGCCAUGUGGGAGCUGGGCGUCUGGGAGGACUCGGCCGGCGGGGGGACGGACGUCUUCUCCGGGCUCUGGAGGGUGGGCUUCUACCGAGACGAGUUCAGGGCGUCCCCCCCCUCCCAAGGCUUCACUGAGCUGGCGGUGAAGGGACGCCCGCGCACCGUCAGAGUCCAGCUGGACCUGGACGCAGAACGGCUGACCUUCUGCGACCCCGACGCCGACACACACAUCCACACCUUCACACACACCUUCAGGGGCAAGGUGUUCCCGUUCUUCAGCACGGUGGACGAGGCCCCGCUCAGGAUCCUGCCCGUCAAAGUCUCCGUGACGGCGGGACAGACGCCGUAGGCGAAGAGGACACUCACAACCAGCCAGAACAUUAUGACCACGAACGAAGAGCUCCGGUCUGAGGUGGACUGUAUCAGGGACAAGUGGACGAGUUUAAGGCAGAAAAAUGGACAAGAGCUGGCACUGCCGAGGCUGCACAAUUUAUUACUUUAUGGACAUUUGUAAAACUCGUGUCGUCACACUGUAUUCAUGCUCUGGCAUUUUGAAAAUGAAGGGAAAGAUGAAGUAAAACUGACAGUGGCUAGAAGCAGAACAGGAUGCUGAGCAGCGGUGGUUACCAUGGAGACAGAGCCAGAGCCGGCUCGGCCUGGAGGAGUGACCCCAGGCCGGGUUCCCCUCCGUCAGUCCCUGCUGCUCCGCUGACCCGUCAGAACACUCAGCAGAGGAAUCAGCUGCUUCACGGAGGUUCGGCUGCACUGAUCGCCGUGAGCAAGUCACAUUUCUGAGAAUCGAGACGAAAAGAGGAAGAGUGAUUAUGAUGACAUGAAUGUUAUGCUGACAAGUGUCUUAAUAAAGUUGAUGAGCGUGUGUGUUGUCCUGUU
Salarias fasciatus (jewelled blenny) is the source of this 2113-nucleotide messenger RNA. Its product is annotated as tripartite motif-containing protein 35-like. The record is from RefSeq and is a predicted model, not a curated record. NCBI's taxonomy places the organism in Eukaryota, Metazoa, Chordata, Actinopteri, Blenniiformes, Blenniidae. The coding region runs from base 210 to 1571 and encodes 453 amino acids. Gene Ontology annotation, molecular function: protein binding; zinc ion binding. The transcript has a single exon.